This is a messenger RNA of Carya illinoinensis, 1151 nucleotides long. Its product is annotated as aquaporin PIP2-1-like. Bases 188 to 1045 code for a protein of 285 amino acids. Lineage: Eukaryota; Viridiplantae; Streptophyta; Magnoliopsida; Fagales; Juglandaceae. The record is from RefSeq and is a predicted model, not a curated record. Gene Ontology annotation, biological process: transmembrane transport. Gene Ontology annotation, molecular function: water channel activity. Gene Ontology annotation, cellular component: plasma membrane. The transcript has 4 exons.
CAAAACUCCUAAUCCAUCUUGCUUAAUUUGAAACUCCUUAAUUGCCUUGCCUUUCCCCACCAUUAUAUACCCUAUCACUCCCUCAUUCCUUCCAUACCCAAAGCACCCCACGUGAACGUCCAAGCCCCUGCAGGCUUCUUCUUUCUCUCUUGCUCGUAAUCAUUCUCUUGUAUUCUCUUAAGCUUUAAUGGCUAAGGACUUGGAGGAGGCAGAACAUGGCGCUUUCCCGCCCAAGGACUACCAAGAUCCACCUCCGGCACCGUUCUUCGGCGCCAUGGAGCUACGGAAGUGGUCCUUCUACAGGGCUUUGAUAGCUGAGUUUACAGCUACUUUGCUCUUUCUAUAUGUUACGGUGCUGACAGUAAUAGGCUACAAGAGCCAGAGUAAUGGACUUGCCGACGCCGGUAAUGGAGUCGGGUUUCACGGGAUUGCUUGGGCUUUUGGCGGCAUGAUAUUUGUUCUUGUUUACUGCACUGCUGGGAUUUCAGGGGGUCACAUCAACCCGGCCGUGACAUUCGGUCUGUUCUUAGCUCGGAAGGUGUCGGUGGUGCGGGCGGUGUUGUACAUGGUGGCUCAGUGCGCUGGAGCCAUCAGUGGGGUGGGGCUGGUGAAGGCCUUUAACGAGGCGCACUACUCUAAGUACGGAGGUGGGGCUAACACGCUCACCGAUGGCUACAGCAAGGGUGCUGGUUUGGGCGCCGAGAUCGUUGGCACCUUCAUCCUCGUCUACACCGUCUUCUCUGCCACUGAUCCCAAGAGGAGAGCUCGAGAUUCCUACGUACCGAUAUUGGCGCCACUCCCGAUUGGAUUUGCGGUGUUCGUGGUUCACUUGGCCACCAUUCCUAUCACUGGCACCGGCAUAAACCCCGCUAGGAGCCUUGGAGCCGCUGUUAGUUACAACGAGAAGAAGGCCUGGGAUGAUCAUUGGAUGUUUUGGGUUGGACCUUUCAUUGGAGCAGCACUAGCAGCUUUCUACCACCAAUUCAUACUGAGGGCAGGUGCUGUAAAAGCUCUUGGGUCAUUCAAGAGCAACCCUACUGUUUGAUAAUUUCUUCAUGGUUUUACCUACCGGAAAUGAGAUUGGAAGAAGAAGGAUUUGGUAUUUUUAACAUUCACAAAUAAUGGAUGACUGGUUGUGCUUGUGUUUUUAA